GCAUCCUCUAAAUGUUUAUCCUAUUUUUAGGAGCCUAGUACGAUAUGAUGCAUUUUCUUAUCCAUGUUAUCUUGUUCUUUACACGAAAGCUUUUUUUUUCAGUGAGAUGUUGAAUAAAGUAAAUGGAUUUUACUAUCAUGGUCGGGGCAAAAGUACCGUCUUGUCCAGGAGUAAAUCUGUUUUUUGAUAUGACGAUUACCAACUCAACGAAACAAAUAACGUUCACCUAAUUCACCAACAUAUUCUUGACCUCAUUUAUUAGUGAGAUAAGAAUGAAAUUCUGCGAUGCUUUACCAUUUCCUACAUCUUGAGAGAUUCUGCAAAUACUUAAUUUUAUAUAGUUGGUGCUUCCAUUUGAUUUGACAAUCGUUUACUCAGGUAUAGCGAUAAUAAAAUCGUGUCGAAAUCGGCAUCGUUAAUUUUGGCUGGGGUACCGGUAUAACAUAAGUAUCUAAACCUUAAGCAGACAACUAAAAAAUAAGGAAGUUAAGGCCUGGUGGAGUGAUUGGGCUGGUGUCUUACUCAGUAUUUCAUUCUCUGACAAGCGGUGAGUAUUUAUUACAUCACAAGGCCAUAUUUUAACUUCAGUGUUGUAUUAACCGUAUCAGCAAGUGUUUGUUAUUGACGAAACGCUUGUAAACCUAACGAACAAUGUAAGCCGGUAGAUUAACUGGCAAAGGACAAGUAAUAAAUGUGCUGUUUAAAAAUGAAAGCGAUAACAUUGUGCUUAGCAUGCAACCUGGGACAGUCCUGCUACGGUUGGGCAAUUAUUAAUGUUGGCCAUUCUAACGGUGGGGCUUUAAGCAUGCUAAUUGCGUUCCUGUUUUGCGUAAAAAAAUAUAAUCCGCUACCGUGACACGACUUUAAUUUAAAUAUACAUCGACUGCGCAGCUCUAACCAAUUAUUUUGCUUUAAUUUAUGUAUAUAUAGUUGGAACCAGAAUUGUUGGUACAGAGUAACAGAUGGUAGAAAAGGGCCCAUUGCUUUUUUCUGUAUAUGUACUUUAUACAUACUUUAUAUAUAUAUACUUUAUACAGUGGCUCAUUUUACAAAUACGCUGAAAACUGCGCCCCCGUUUUUACUCAGAUCUAAUUUGCAUUCACGAGAUGCACUGAACAGCUAGGUUUUAUAAUUAUUUACACAUGGUUAGCUGAUAGUUGGCAUCUAAAUAAGCGUAAACGACGGUCUCUUACAAUUGAGCUAAUGCCAUCGUCACGCCGUAAGCACAUCUUCUCAAAUGGCACAUCUUUAUUGAGCUGAACUUAAUUGCCGAGCUACGUACAUUUAUAAAUAGAAAAGCACAUGCUGGACGCGUGCUGACGCCAGGCUGGCAACACUGCUUCUGCAGGGCCGUUUAAAGGCCGAACUUUUCUGUUCUAAUUAAUUUUCAUCGCCACGAUGACUGUUGUGACGACGGUAACGAUUUUAUAUCAUGACAGCUAUUAUCAUGGUCAUAACUACAGCCAUUGAUAAUGUUAGUAUUCUUGACUUGAAAUUGUUCCUUUUCGUUUUCUUUCCCAAUCUCUCCUUUCCGUCGGCGUCUAUCCUCUGGAGCAUUGCUUCUCGACGAGCGGAAGUUGACCGUAAACACCUUUGUGCAUCGCCGUUUGACAGCUAUCUGGCUAUGCGCGACCCUGCCGUAGCGUGCAUCCGCGAUUGUUGCCGUUACUGAUAGCGCCUACGAUGAUCGGCCGGUCUGUCGUUCGAAGUUGUCAGCAGUAGACAAGCAAGCUAAUCCCGCUAGCCAUUCGGUGAAUCAAAGCCGGCAAAGUCCUGGCAGCACAACACAGGCGCCAUGCGGUUGAGGGCGCUAUCCUGUCUAUUCGAGGAUUUCGCGUAGUCCUUCUGGCCUACCGCUUACCUGCGUGUCCGGCCGUCACCAGGAGACGAGUAACUGCUGCUGCUAUUGCCUUCGUGCUGAUGUUGACAUGGCAGCAUCUAGACACCAUCAUCUAGCGACAUACUCAAGGACACGCACAUACAGACAUUCCCAAGAAAUCGUGAAGUCAAUAAGUUCAACCGUAAAACACAGGCCAAACGAUAGGUAUAAACCCAACGUGACGUACACAAAUGAAACGGCAGCACAUCGUCUGCCCAAUGUAUCGCAUUCGACAACGCUAUUCUGCGGCGUCGAUAUUAAUGAUUCAUUUCUGACAAAAGAAGGGAAGAAGCGGCGUGCGACCGAUACGGUUCAGAGCAGGCAGUUGUCUGGUCAGAGAGAGACCUGCUCAGCGUUAUAGGUAAGUCAAAAUGAAUUGUUGUGUUCGAAUUGUGAGAAAUACGAGCUUUGCGUAGCUAUGACGGCUGAUAAUAACGUUGUUGCUGCUAAUGCUUGUAUUACUUCUACUGCUAACGCAUUUCGGGUCUAAUCGCUCUCAUUCGUACUCGUGACGCUUGCGGAUAGUUUACCAAUAACUUCACCGGCAACCCCGUCCAACAGCCGUUAACGUUGAGUUGCUCUAACAUCGGACCAGCGGGCAUAAACUUUGUAAGUUUACGUUAGCUAGCAGAGAUACCAGUUUCAGGUGUGCUCCAUCAUUUUAAGCGUGUCAAAUAGAAGCAAAGAAGUAACUGUCUUAACGACUACUGCGUGAAGGCAAAAAUUAUCUCCUGAAGUAGCCACAAGAAGAGUCCUUGGUGCUCCGCCGCCCAGCUCCCCCACAGGAACACCUUCGGCUGCUUCCUGCUAGAGAGCAGCAAAAGCACUUUUGGCAGGUACAUUUAUGUAGAGAGAGUGCCAUCUUGGGAGAAUGUGGAGCUACCCUAAAUACUCACCUUCCUUCUCAACUACUUUAGCCCACAUUGUGGCUUGGUGAAUUGCUCAUAACGUCGAGUUGCGACUACUAUGGAUACUGGGGCAAUGCUGACUUCAACGCAGUUAUCUUUGCCUGGAACUGAUGACUGAUCGGCACCAUACUAUAUAGAUGCUAUGCUUUCGCUAUUCUGAGGGGCUCCUUCGCUCGAUCGGCCAAUAGACAGAGCGGAUCUGUAGGCACCCACACAGCGAGAUUCUUCAUCAUCGUUGAGCUUUGAUUUGACGAAACAGUAGCAACAACAACAACAAAAAACGCACGAGGCUUCCUUUCUCCUGCUUUUGUUGUAAUCGCCAUUAGUGGCGAAAACAACAACAAUACUGGCUGAAAGAAGAGAAAUAGCAGUAAUAAUAAUAAUAUCAACAGCAGAAAUAAUAACGCCAGCAUCAGCGGCAGGGAACGUAGUAACAGAAAAAGGGACGAAAAAUAAUCGAAUCUCAGCGAUCUGAAGUCUUGCAGCACCGGAAUCAUGAACAUCAUCAUUCUAUUUAUCCAACAAAUCUGAGAACUGCUUUGCUCUGCUCUCUGUAGUCCUGUCUUUCGUAGAAGCUCUUAGCAAACAGUUCGCUUAUUGUUCGGAAUACAAAGAUUUAUUGUGCAGGAACUAACAGGGUAAAACAAAGAAGAAACGGUUCGUUCCGUUUUAUAGCAACAGCUCGUGUGCGCAACAUCUUUUCUGCAUUGACUACGUGUGCCAGUCUUGCCUGCUGGUACCAGCUGUUAUAGUGCUACAAGUUGCAAUAUUUCUAUUUUCAUCAUCAUCGACAAGAUCACCCCAUCUCCAUCAUCAUCAUCAUCAUAACUGUUUUUGGAUUCGGUUAAAGCCGCAUUAUCCGUUGUCUCUCGUACAUCUAAUGGCCGCCACCCGCGUGUCUUAGUUGGCGUCGUAUUGUGGAUGAAUCUGUUCACCAUUCCUGCCGUCGCCGUCGGCACGGUGUUCGCUGUGUGAGAGUUAUGCGUGUGUGUAUAUCUCAUGUGAUGGGUGUGUGCCUCUACAAAUCGUCUGCGUAGCGGUAGCAGGAGAAGCAGGAACGCUUGUUUCCUUCAGCCGUAUUUGUGCGUGAGCCGUCUAGCGCGUGUCGUGUUCCUCAGUUCGUUUUGUUAUGCCAUUUCUCUUUAUUCAUUGCUUGAUCAAUACGUGCGUACGCCUUUUGUCUAUGGAUAGAUAUUUGUAGUGUGCCUAAAACCUGGCAGUGUUUGCAUCUUUACGUCUCUCUUAGUAAACGGCAUGUGUUACUGAUUGAAUGUCGGUCAGUCUGCCUGCCUGUCCAUCCGUUCGUCCUGCCGUCCGUCGAUCCGCCCCAUCAUCGUGUUUGUCGCCUAGUAUAUUACUGAAAGCCAGCCAGCCAGACAGACAGACAGCUAGCCGGCCGGCCAGCCAGUCAGUUAACUGGCCGUCUGUUUGAAAGUCUAUGCAAAUCUUCUGCUCGGCUUAACUUCGGACUGGAGUGUUGCCGUUCGUGGUCGUGCUACUUCUGCCGCUACUUUUGCAAUUGCUAUCGUUGCUGUUGCCCGAGCUAAUGGUCGUUGGCGCCGCGGUGUUGAUUGAGCUGCGGUAGACGCCUUCUCCCGGCAGCAAGGGCCGUGGCCUUCCCUCGCCUCGCCAGCAGUGGCAUGCAUUGCACACGAUCGACCAUUUUGCUCUGUCGCUCUUCGUAGAUCGAAGUGUUUGUAUUCUCGUGUGUCCGUGCACCUCCAGACACUCGCCUUCUUCCGCCAUAAACUGUGUGGACCAAUUCGUUGUUGUCCUCGUUAACGCCGUCCAUUGUCAACUUCGUCGAUUGGACUUAACUAGAGCGGUAGCCGCGGUUAUACCCACCCAACGAAACGGCAAAAAGGCUACAAUUAUUUGGCGCAUAUACGUGUCGCAACUAAAGCUUUGACAACUGCAGUUAUCAUAAAAGAUUCUUUGUAUUGCCACCAUCGAGAAGUGAAAGCGAUAAACAGUACCGAGUGCUACAUAUUAUCUAUGCACAGCGGAUUUUCUCCCUAUCGGACCAUUUAGCAGGCUCAACGUCAAAAACAUUCACAUCCGACAGUGUUUGUGUCUGUGUGUACGUGCGUGUUUGUGUCAGCUAGCAUCAGAUAUAGCGCUUCAUAGGGCAGUGUUAAUUUGGUGAUCAAUAUAGCCUUCCAACUUCCAAAAGUUCGUGUAUCGCACGACGAGACGCACACUGUAAUCUAUCCGACAGGUGCUUGCCAAGUUCCAAUUAGUAAUCUGCCACAUUUCACAAUGUACCACCGAUCACUAAACGUUCCUCGCUCGAGCCGGGACGGCGGAAAUGGAACGACGGGCGGCAGCGGUGGACGAAAAGCACUCAGCAUUCUAGAACAAUCAGGCCAAGCAUAUUCGACGCAAUCAAUACUCACAGCAAUGGAACGCUUCGUUCGUUCAGUGGAUAAUAUGCAUGCAACCAUACUUGUUCCAUCAAAACUACGGGACAUGCAGUUGGAUGGGCGGGUACCACCCCCGCACCCGAUCAAGGCCUCGGAUCCGCAUUCGUUCUACAGCGUACUAAAUGACGUCAAGGACGAACUCCUUUGGGGUCCUGGCUCAGCACUCCUAAGUAGCGAGCACCCCGGCCAAAGCCUGCAGCUCAGUCGUCCACAUUCGUCUAGUCACCAGCCACAUUCCUCUGCACCCACGCCGAUGUCGACGAACUCGUCGAGUUUAGGCGGUUGUAGCAACAGCAGCAGUAGUAACAGUUAUCACCAUAAUAGUAUGAGUUCGUCGCAUCCGCUCGGGCUGGCUACCAGCGGACGAAACCACGUGCUUCGUGCCCCUUCGGUGCUCGGCCUUAAAAAGACCGAGAGCUUUGGUUCGGCCGGAUCCGACCAGGACACCGACAGCGACUCGCUAUCCGAGUCGAUGCUCACUGACCCCGAGAUGCAGGGCGUUCUCAAACAGGUCUCCGGCUCAAAGACUGACUCUGAAUCGUUAUCUGACACGACCGGCUCAGAGGAGGGUCGCGAUUCCCUCGAACACGGACGCCAUCUUGCGUCGGCGUUCCGACACCACCUGCAGGGACUGCACGUAAUCCUGCACCAGCUGGCCGAUUCGGCAGACUAUCUAGCUGCGCGUUAUCAACAAGAAAUUGAAUCAAGCGAUCACUGACAGAAUGGAAUGGGCUUUCGUCAGUCAAUGGAGUUUUGGCUUCGGGGCGGCAUCCUCAUCCUCGUCGUCAUCGUCGUCGUCGUUGUCUCAUCACCGCACAAUUUCCAGACGACGCGAGUUCACUAGGCUUCUGUUUUUAGAGUAGACAGAACCCUUUUGUCUCUACCCGCUUGGUUGGCUAUCCUAUACCCAACCUUGAAAAUUAACUUCAGCUCUGCCCUCUACGCCCCUCCGCCCUCUACAGUGCCCUUAAAGUGUCUGUUGUUCACUGUCGUACCUUCAACCAAGAGAAAUUCCGGCGAAAUAAUAGCAGUAGCGGUAUUUUGGAGUACUCUGCUUUCCCCCGUUUAUUUUUUUUGUAUAUGAAGCUAUCUAUACGAUACGACACAAUGAAGCAGUUCGAGCACUGCUAACUACAUGUAGCAAUGCACCAGCGACCGCCGCAAUAGCAAUGACAACAGCACCCUCACGACCGUCACUGCCGAUGUUGGAGCCGCGGUCCAACGCACUAGCAGUUGAAGCAGCGUAAAUAAAGGAAGGCAUCUUUCAAUAUGAUUCGUCUUCUUCCGAUGAAAAGCGAAAUUUGCUAUGUUACUGUUGCGGUCGCUACCGCCAUCUCGGUGCGGCUGCUGAAGCGCCAACAGCAAUACACCAAUACCUUUUUGCGAUUCGUAGGCUUCGUUGUGACUCUUGCCGCAGUCAUCUUCUUCGUUGUUGUUCGUCUUCACGUCUAUCAGACGACGGCUUCAACAUUCGACUUCGUCUUCAUUUUCAGCGGUUUUCUUCGGUGCUGCCGCUAUUGCUGCCGUCAUCACCGUCGCCGUCGUUUACUCCCUAACGACGUGAAGAGGCCGCGCAUCUCUGCCGCUGCCGCCGUUUGCUCGCCUGCAUGCCUGUCUGCCUGCCAGUCAGUCAAUCAGCCAGCUGCCUGCCUGCGUGCCUGUAUGUGCCUGUUCUUCAGCAGUAGCAAGCAGCGGCAGUAAUAGUACUAGCAGCUGCUGGACCUGCAUCAACUGUCCAAAGAAUCCAUCGAUGAUGUUGUGAACGCCCCGCUACGCUUUUAGGUUGUCUCAGCCGCCAUCGCGGCGGCAGUGUGAUGAGAUGCGAUGCGAUGCGAUACGAUGGUCGUAGUUGUCGCUGUCGUCAAAUAGUUGUGGUCGUAGUGAGAUGGUAGUAUUAGAUGCAGCAGCGCUUGUAGUAGAAGUGGUGGUAACGAUAGUCGUUCAUUCAUUCAUUCGUUCAUUCGUCCGUCCGUCGUUGUGGUUGUAGUAGACGUGAUGGCGGUGGGCCUCGCUGAUGCUAGAAAAAAGCAGCAGAACCAAUAUUGGCGAUGUCGGCAAAUUUGACAGCGGCGGCGUCUGCUCAGUCUGAAGCUGCAGCCAUCGUUGAUGCUGAUGCUGAUGCUCUUCUGCAGUUAGCAGCAGCGGUUCUUUUAUUAGUCGUUCGCGUCGCCAUAGCAACAGCCGCCGUCGUCGGCUCAGUUGAUCCACCACGGAAGGAGCUCUAGUGACCUGGAAUCAUCCAUUGGGUCUGGCGUGCACAACAACGCUCACGUUGGUUGUUGCUGUUCCUUGCAACGUCCAAGUGCGACACCACGGCCCCACAUCCAUUCCGCCACACAUCUGCAGCUACAUCGUUGUUGUUGUCGUCGUCGUCGUCGUCGUCGUCGUUGUUGUUGUUGUUGUUGUUGUUGUUGUUGUAGUUGU
Messenger RNA from Varroa destructor (honeybee mite), 7634 nucleotides. RefSeq lists its product as uncharacterized. Gene Ontology annotation, biological process: regulation of lipid biosynthetic process. Lineage: Eukaryota; Metazoa; Arthropoda; Arachnida; Mesostigmata; Varroidae. Gene Ontology annotation, cellular component: cytosol. The record is from RefSeq and is a predicted model, not a curated record.